AUGGAACCUUUAAGAGCUAAAGUAAUUCCUAUUCCUCAUAAUCUUAAUCUUCUAAGUGUCAUCAUUCCCUAUUAUGGCUUUGUUAAUGAGUGCGCUGAACUCUUUCUACAACUUGAUCGCAAAAGCAGAACUGUUUGGAACUCCAACUUGAAGGCCAUCUUGGAUGUUAUCAUGAACUACAAGCAAUGUACUCUGGUAAAGGACAUCCAGAGGUCAUUCAGUAAAGGCUUAGCGGAGAAAUUAUUAAUAGCGAACAACCACUUAUACUUUAGUUUGAAAGUAGACUUGCUCACUCCUUCUGACUUCCAGGGCAUCAACCUUUUCAUGGACGAGAUGAUCUUGCAUCCAAGGCAUCAAUUUCAUAAAAUCAAUAUUCAGCUCAAACCAAACACCAUAAAGAAAUGCAAUGAUUUCAUAGAGAAAUAUUCAUUGAAGGGAUUCGAUCUAGAAGCUAUUUCUUUCGAGGGAAGGUCACUUGAAGCUUUAAGGAACAGACUGUCAUUAAGAAGGGACCAAUAUCCGUUUAAGAGAUUUGCUGGUCCAGUAAAAAUCAUGUAUCCAAAGUCUUGAUUUGAGGACCCUUCUUCAUGGUUGGAUGCCUCUAUCAAUAAAAUUCCGAAGACAAAGAAUGUAGGCAAUAUCAUGAAGAUACUUUACAAAGACGGAAAGACUAUCUGAAUCGAUUUCAGAGCACUGAAUACUAUUCUUGAGUUAUAGCCGAAGAUAUAGAGUUUGAAAACUGUCAGGAAGAGUGAAGAACACUAGAGCUUGACACGAUUUCGUCAAUAAUAAAACCUACAACAUUAUUUACAGACCCAAUGACUAUCAAAUGACUAGACAAACUGCUCACUUCUCUUCCCAACGUUGAUAAGCUAAUUUGAUGAUAUCCUCCGAUAUUUACAAAUCUCGUUUCUGAAGUAUUCGUUGAUUCAGAAAAUUCGUGUCCGAAUUUAUCAAAAAUUACAUACUUUGAGUUUACCUCUGAAUUUGAUGAUUAUGAUGUCAUCAUUGAUGUGAAGUUAGACAAAGCUGAGCUGAUAUACAUUGAUCCAAGCAAUGCAAAUAUCCAUGUGUUCCUUCUUUCAGAUGUCACUCUUAAAAUUGAUAGAGAAAAGGCAUCCUAUGUGAAAGAGUCUGAAUUGGUUGAUGUUGAAGAAGAAUCAAAGGAAGGCAUUAGAGUCGACUCUCAUAUCCUCAUAAAAUUUCGUCACCCCAAUUCGAUCUAUCAUUUAAGUUUCACAAAGAUCAAGAAAAUUGAAGUCUGAGAUAAAAUUCCAAAUCUGAAUAAGAUCCAGUCAGAUCUUACGUUGAGGAUCAAGUGAAGCUCCCCAAUUAUCUUACCACAGGCAAUGAUUCCUUCAGUCCCACUGAAAACUUUAAUUGGAGCUCGAUAUAUCAUAGAUACUCCUACUUUGAGGCCAAAUGGCGCAAUGCUCUUUCCCUUUGUGACAUUCAACAAUAUUUUGAGUUCUGUGAGGCCAAAAUAUUUCUUUAAUCUCUGGAUUGAACCUUCUGAUAAAAAGAACAAAAAUUGGGGUGAUUCAAAUGAAGAAAUUACUAGGAUGUGAAAAAUUGAUUACUCUCAUUGUAUUAAAGCAAUAGAAAGCUUGCCCAAUAAUGGCCUAGUUUCUAUUUUUAUUAAUACAUAUUUUCGUCGAUAUGUAAUCAGUCCAAAGCCAGAUCGAAGCAUAGGUGUUGUCAAAUAUGAGCUUACAGAUAAACAAUUAUAUAAAGAAUUUAAAAAGGAUUGCAGUGGGAGACAAUUUUGUGUUCUACUAGAUAAACUACAGACUACUAACCUUCAAGAAUUCAGAUCUGAAGGCAUCAUUUACGAAGAUGAAGUAGUCAAAAAGUUCUGAGAGUUGUGAGAAGCCAAUCUUGCUAUCAGAGAUAUUGAACUCAAUCUGGAGCAUCUUCGCCAUGUAAAACAGAUUCUUUAUUCAUUGAGAAAUAAUUAUGUUAUCAAGACUGUCAGACUUCUCACCGAACAGAAGAUCAAAGAAGCCAAUGCAUUUAAUAACGAAGAAGAAGUUAAAGAUUCUGAUGACCAAGCUCUCCUCUGCCGAGAGAUCUUAGAAUACUGUGAAGAGUUCAGAAACAAAAGAAUUGGGACUGAGAUAAUGCUGAACACUACCCACAAAAGGUUCAAAUGUUCAAUUAAGAAGGGCUUCGAUUUGUAUUACAAGUAAUCAGAAAUUGUCAGAUUCCAA
Molecule: messenger RNA, 2210 nt
Organism: Moneuplotes crassus
Lineage: Eukaryota; Ciliophora; Spirotrichea; Euplotida; Euplotidae
Source: the annotation of a GenBank genome assembly